This is a messenger RNA of Gordionus sp. m RMFG-2023, 1013 nucleotides long. Its product is annotated as large ribosomal subunit protein uL18A-like. Gene Ontology annotation, biological process: ribosomal large subunit assembly; translation. The record is from RefSeq and is a predicted model, not a curated record. NCBI's taxonomy places the organism in Eukaryota, Metazoa, Nematomorpha, Gordioida, Chordodea, Parachordodidae. The coding region runs from base 33 to 929 and encodes 298 amino acids. Gene Ontology annotation, molecular function: 5S rRNA binding; structural constituent of ribosome. The transcript is spliced from 7 exons. Gene Ontology annotation, cellular component: cytosolic large ribosomal subunit; ribosome.
UUCAACGUUUACACUUAUUUCCUCAUUUUGAUAUGGGUUUUGUUAAAGUAUUAAAAAAUAAGGCUUACUUCAAAAGAUAUCAGGUAAAAUUUAAAAGGAGAAGAGAGGGAAAAACGGAUUAUGCUGCGCGAAAACAACUGGUUGUUCAAGACAAGAAUAAGUAUAAUACCCCUAAGUAUAGAAUGAUAGUUCGGAUAACAAGAAAUGAUAUUAUUUGUCAGAUUGCAUAUGCCAAAAUUGAAGGUGAUGUUAUUGUUGCGUCCGCAUAUUCACACGAAUUAUCUGAAUAUGGAUUAAAAGCUGGUCUUACUAAUUAUGCAGCUGCAUAUUGUACUGGACUACUAUUAGCAAGAAGAAUACUUCAAAAGUUUAAAUUAGAUAAACAUUAUCAAGGAGCUGAAGUUAUUGAUGGUUCUGAUUAUUGUGUAGAAGAUAUUGAGAGUUGCCCUUCAGCCUUCAAAUGUUAUUUAGAUGUAGGACUAUCUAGAACUACCACUGGCUCAAAAAUCUUUGCAGCUAUGAAGGGAGCAUGUGAUGGAGGAAUUGACAUUCCACAUAGUAAUAAACGUUUUCCUGGUUAUGAUAAAGAAUCUAAAGAAUACAAUCCAGAUGUGCAUCGAGAACGUAUAUUUGGACUUCAUAUUUCAAAUUAUAUGAAAUUAUUGCAAGAGAAUAAUGAUGAUAAAUAUAAUAAACAUUUUUCUCAAUACAUUAAGAAUAAUGUGGACCCUGAUACUAUAGAAGAAAUGUAUAAAAAAGUUCAUGCUGCAAUUAGGGCUAAUCCUACACAUGUAGCAAAGCCUAAGAAAGAAUAUAAGAAUCCCUCUAAAAGGUGGAAUAAGUUAAAAUUGACUUUGAAACAAAGAAAAGCUAAAAUAAAGGUUAAGCUGGCAAAUAUAAAAAAUCAGCAAUCUAUGGUGGAAACAUAAAUUAUUUAUUUUGUUAAUACUGGAACAUUGUUAUUGUUGAAUCAAUCUGUUUAUUUUCCUUAAAUAAAAUAAUAUUUUACAUAA